Trifolium pratense (red clover) is the source of this 628-nucleotide messenger RNA. RefSeq lists its product as uncharacterized. The coding region runs from base 91 to 486 and encodes 131 amino acids. The record is from RefSeq and is a predicted model, not a curated record. NCBI's taxonomy places the organism in Eukaryota, Viridiplantae, Streptophyta, Magnoliopsida, Fabales, Fabaceae. The transcript has 3 exons.
AAAAAUAAAAUAAUAAUAAUAGUUAUUGGUUGGUUCAUAGCGGUGAAGGAGGCAGUUGCAGAACGAAAGAGACGCAUAGGAAGAAAUCCCAUGGCAGAGGAAGGGAAACCCGAUGCUCAACUCUUUCAGCUUCUCUCCAAUCUCCUCCUUGAGGUAGAAGCAUUGACGAACCAAGAAGAAGUUGAACUGCGUUCUAAAAUUGAAACUCUUGGAUUAGAGGUCACAAAAGUUCCUUCAAAGUCAACCAAACAGCUUGACGAGUUGGAAAUAGCUAAGGAGUUGGAUAGAUUAUCAGCAAAAUUGGACGAUGUUGAUGAGAUGAUAUCAUCCACCAUGGCUGCAGAUCCUCAAGUAAGGUCUCUCUUGAGCUGUACAGCUGAUGUGUGGAUGCCAGUUAUCACUGCUACCUCUGAAGAAAGGCGUAGUUUUACAGCAUCUCCCGGAGACAACAAAACCACCCAGACAGAUGCAGAAAGCUCUAAAUAAAUUCCUAUUUUAUUGUCAAUGAAUAUGGAUAAAAUGUUAGUGCUUUGUAUUAUUUUCAUUAUAAACUGACAUGCAUAAAGAAAGUGUUUCACUAUACUGUUCUUUUUACUGGCAAGAUAUAAAAAGGAGGAUGUGUAUUCUA